AUGUCAAUCAUCUUGUUACAGACCCUGAGACAGACAGAGAAAGAGAUACGGCUGUCAAUCAUCUUGUUACAGACCCUGAGACAGACAGACAAAGAGAUACGGCUGUCAAUCAUCUUGUUACAGACCCUGAGACAGACAGACAAAGAGAUAAGGCUGUCAAUCAUCUUGUUACAGACCCUUAGACAGACAGAGAAAGAGAUAAGGCUGUCACUCAUCUUGUUACAGACCCUGAGACAGACAGACAAAGAGAUAAGGCUGUCAAUCAUCUUGUUACAGACCCUGAGACAGACAGACAAAGAGAUAAGGCUGUCAAUCAUCUUGUUACAGACCCUGAGACAGACAGACAAAGAGAUAAGGCUGUCAAUCAUCUUGUUACAGACCCUUAGACAGACAGAGAAAGAGAUAAGGCUGUCAAUCAUCUUGUUACAGACCCUGAGACAGACAGACAAAGAGAUAAGGCUGUCAAUCAUCUUGUUACAGACCCUGAGACAGACAAGACAAAGAGAUACGGCCGUCAAUCAUCUUGUUGUAGACCCUGAGAGACAGACAGAGAAAGAGAUACGGCUGUCAAUCAUCUUGUUACAGACCCUGAGACAGACAGAGAAAGAGAUACGGCUGUCAAUCAUCUUGUUACAGACCCUGAGACAGACAGAGAAAGAGAUACGGCUGUCAAUCAUCUUGUUACAGACCCUGAGACAGACAGAGAAAGAGAUAAGGCUGUCAAUCAUCUUGUUACAGACCCUGAGACAGACAGAGAAAGAGAUAAGGCUGUCAAUCAUCUUGUUACAGACCCUGAGACAGACAGAGAAAGAGAUAAGGCUGUCAAUCAUCUUGUUACAGACCCUGAGACAGACAGAGAAAGAGAUAAGGCUGUCAAUCAUCUUGUUACAGACCCUGAGACAGACAGAGAAAGAGAUAAGGCUGUCACUCAUCUUGUCAUGCAUCCUUAGACAGAUAGAGAGAUCCAGGGCCACAUAUACACCAGAGAGAGAGAGUUGAGAAUUGGCAAAGCUGGUGUCCCUGUUCUUAAAAGUCUUGUAAAACUUAUCACCAGCAUCACUGUAUAUCUCUCUCUUCUUAAAUGUCUCUGGUUCCCAUCACGACCAUUUCCCAAGGCCAGCGAGAAGUGUGAAAACAAGUGAUUUUAUUGCCGUUAAGAGAGUUACGUAAUACUGGAAAGGAAAGUGUGUGGAUAAGAAAAGAGGAGGAGGACCUAAGAAGCAAUACGAAGCGUUAUAGGUCCAAAGAAGAAGAAGCUUGUUGGUCCUGUUCAUGGUGUGGAAGCCGUGUAAACCUAUCAAGCAUGCGAAUCCCAGCACCUUGACGAGAGGCUUUCCUUGGGGCUCCUAUUACGACUAUUCUCAAAGGCCACAAGGAAGAUUAGCCGGGUUUUCAUGGGUGUGGUUUACUGUUCGUGGAUUGGAAGACAUGUAAACCUAUCACCAGGGUCACAAAACGGUCCAUGCGAAUCCCAGCACCUUGACGAGAGGCUUUUCAAUCUGGCAAACUGAGGAGCUAUUAAGUUUAACCCAGUAGCAGCGGGGAUCAUGUUUCCUAAUGGUCCCUCCAAGCGAGAAAAAUGAGAAAAAAAUGAUCACUCACGCAAACCAUUUCAUAAUAUAUAUCAACGCAUUUGUGAUCAGUUUAUGCAUCAUCUAUUUUGGGGGUUAUUUCAUGGCACAAAUUUGGCCCGUCGCUGGUACACGGUAAACCCACAAAUUUGGCCCAUCGCUGCUACACGGUAAAGCCACAAAUUUGUCCCGUCGCUGCUACACGGUAAAGCCACAAAUUUGUCCCGUCGCUGCUACACGGUAAAGCCACAAAUUUGUCCCGUCGCUGCUACACGGUAAAGCCACAAAUUUGUCCCGUCACUGCUACACGGUAAAGCCACAAAUUUGGCCUGUCGCUGCUACACGGUAAAGCCACAAAUUUGUCCCGUCACUGCUACACGGUAAAGCCACAAAUUUGGCCCGUCACUGCUACACGGUAAAGCCACAAAUUUGGCCCGUCGCUGCUACACGGUAAAGCCACAAAUUUGGCCCGUCGCUGCUACACGGUUAAGAAUACAGACAAGGUUCGCACGUAGAUAAAAAAAGCAUAGAGAGACUGAUAGAUAAGAUAGACUGUAGAAGAUUCACAAAAGAUAGUUGGAGGCACAUCACUGACCAACCUGAAAAAGGAGAAUGUUAAACAGACAACGAUUGGUGAAGAUAACAGAAGAAAACAAUUGUAAGGGUGAACUCUCACAAAACAAACCUUCGUAAAGUGUGGGAAACCUGUACACAACCUGACCUUGCUGUAGACAAGUUUGGAGAGCCGAGGUUACAUUAGUGCUUGUCGGGGUGAGGGUCAUCCAGGGCACUUCUCUUACUUCCUGUUCACUCUUGUAAUCUUUCAGUGUUUGUUAGUGUUGUAAGGUUAGGUUAAGGGCCAGUUUUGUCUUGUUAUACCUCCCUAGGAACAGAGAGAGAGAGAGAGAGAGAGAUGAGAAUAUGCUAGAGAAAGACAGAGAGAUAUCCUGUCUACAUAAUCACACAACAUUCACAUAAACAGACAGCAGAGUGAUAUGUGCUAGACAGAGACACAGAGACAGAGGGAGAUCCAGGUUAUAGAAAUAUUGACAAGAUACCCAGACAAAAAAAACAUAGAGAUGGACUAUGGAAGAUUAGCAAGAGAUAGAAUUAAAAAGACCAGCGACAGAAAAUAACAGGACACAUAUUAGUAUACAAGAGUGUUUGAACCUCUCUAAAGCAGCAAGGUAGACAGACAGACAACAUGGAAGAUUAGCAAGGCAGAGAAUUAAAAAGAACAGGUCACAUGUUAGUAUACAAGAGAGUGUUUGAACCUCUCUAAAGCAGCGAGGUAGACAGACAGACAACAUGGAAGAUUAGCAAGGCAUAGAAUUAAGAACAGGUCACAUGUUAGUAUACAAUAGAGUGUUUGAACCUGUCUAAAGUAGAGUUAGACAGGCAGACAACAAGCACAGCGAUACAUUGGAAAUACUUACGAUAGUUUUUUAAUAAUUUCCGAGAUAGAGAAUCGUAACACACACACCAGAGAGACAUAGAAACAAAUGAUAUCGAUAGAACACAAAAAAGACAGAGAAUCCAAACACACAGAGGUAGAUACAGAGGUAGAUUGGCAGAUAACAUACAAAACAAUACACUGGAAAUACUUACGAUAGUUUUUAAUAAUUUCAGAGAUAGAGAAUCGUAGAACACACACACCAGAGAGACAUAGAAACAGGUUGAAGAAAUGAUAUCUCAGAACACAAGAAAGACAGAGGUAGAUACAGAGGUAGAUUGGCAGAUAACAUACAAAACAAUACACGGGAAAUACUUACGAUAGUGUUUUUAAUAAUUUCAGAGAUAGAGAAUCGUAGAACACACACACCAGAGACACAUAGAAGCAGGUUGAAGAAAUGAUAUCUCAGAACACAAGAAAGACAGAGGUAGAUACAGAGGUAGAUUGGCAGAUAACAUACAGAACGAUAUACCGGAAAUACUUACGAUAGUUUUUUAAUAAUUUCCGAGAUAGAGAAUCGUAGAACACACACACCAGAGAGACAUAGAAACAGGUUGAAGAAAUGAUAUCUCAGAACACAAGAAAGACAGAGGUAGAUACAGAGGUAGAUUGGCAGAUAACAUGCAGAACAAUACACGGGAAAUACUUACGUUAGUGUUUUUAAUAAUUUCCGAGAUAGAGAAUCAUAGAACACACACACCAGAGAGACAUAGAAACAGUUUGAACAAGUGAUAUCGAUAGAACACAAAACAGAGAAAUAGAACACACGAGGGAAAUAGAUGAACAGAGAGAUAGAGAAAUAGAUGGAUCACACAGACACAAAUAAAUCAAUAGAACACAUCAGAAAGAUAAGAUAUUGGGCACUCAAGAAAUAGGUCCGUCAGAAAACAAAGAGACAGGUUAGAACACACAAGGAAAACAGAGACUAACACAACAUAACAUACAAGGAAGAACACAUUUAACGUUCAAUCCGUUCUAAAGCCACGCGUUCGACAUCUUAAAGGAAGUUCACAACCACAAGAGAACGACCGCAAAAAAAGCAAGCGUGUGUGUGUGUGUUUGUGCGUCCGUGUUCUCGUAUGUGCGUUUCCGAGGCACUGGGCGACAUUGCAACUAUUUCGUCUAACUGUCCGAGCACUAUUCUUGUUGAGGGCUUCAGUGUGGCGUCCUUAUUUAAACACCUUUGAUAUAUCUAUGUAAUGUCAUGUUCGUCCUUCUGCAUACUACUACUACUACUACUACUACUACUACUACUACUACUACUACCAAUAUCAUACAGACUAAAUAUCAUUCCACUUCAUUCCCUCCUUGUUUCGUUCUCCUUCUCUCUUUUUCUUUCCACAGCUAUCCACUCUAUCAUUCCUCUCUCUCAGGUCUUCUACGGCGAGUUCGUUAGCUUGUCAGGCAUUCCACGGUCUCACACGGCACUGGUCUUUGCAUUCCACCUCCGCUAUCCACUUCAUUCCCUCUGUUUCGUUCUCCUUCUCUCUUUCUCUUUCCACAGCCAUCCACUCUAUCAUUCCUCUCUCUCAGGUCUUCUACGGCGAGUUCGUCAGCUUGUCAGGCAUUCCACGGUCUCACACGGCACUGGUCUUUGCAUUCCACUUCCGCCAGAAUCAGGGACCACUUCCGAGCAUUCCACGGCGCGUUAAGCAAUGUAACUCAUUCCAUAUAUUUCUUUCAAUUACUCUGUACGUUUCUUAGUGGUGUGUCUGCGUUUCAUGUCAAAUUAAACCUCCAAAACAUCGCUUA
Messenger RNA from Eriocheir sinensis (Chinese mitten crab), 4776 nucleotides. RefSeq lists its product as uncharacterized. Bases 1 to 999 code for a protein of 332 amino acids. The transcript has 2 exons. NCBI's taxonomy places the organism in Eukaryota, Metazoa, Arthropoda, Malacostraca, Decapoda, Varunidae. The record is from RefSeq and is a predicted model, not a curated record.